AAAAUAAUAAAAAAUAAUAUGAAUAAUAAAUAUUUUAUUUUAAUUUUUUUAUCAAUAUUUUUAAUAUUUAAUUUUGUAAGUGCAAAUACUGAGGAUGCAAGUUUUUUAAAGUGUGACCCAAAAUAUUGCUUAAAGGUUAAAUGUGGUCCAAAACAAACUACAUGUAAAAAAUCCGCCUGCUGUACAGGUUGUAAACCAGAUUGUGAUACUGUUAAGUGUGCCAAAGUAUGUGCUGAAGACGAAACCCCAAUUAUUGAUGAUUGUUCGUGUUGCCCAUCAGAUUGUAAAAAAAACUGUGAUAAUGUCGAAUGCCCAUUAAUAAAGUGUGCACCAGGAUAUAUUUCAAAGAAGGUUGGAUGCUGUAAUACAUGUGUUCAAAACUGUUCUAAACUCAUAUGUGAUUGGCCUCUCUGUCGUGAUAAUGCAAAACCAGAAACAAAGCCAGGAAAUUGUUGCCCAUCGUGUCCUAACUAAUAAUUUACAGUCAAAUAGAUUUAUAAUAAAUAUUUAUUAGAAAAUUAUAUUUUUUAUUCCACUGUCUAUUAAAUUUAAACUAUAUUUCAAAAACAAUAAAUAUAAAAUAUAAAAAAUGAAAAAAGAAACUUAAAAUAUU
Dictyostelium purpureum is the source of this 613-nucleotide messenger RNA. RefSeq lists its product as uncharacterized. The record is from RefSeq and is a predicted model, not a curated record. Bases 19 to 474 code for a protein of 151 amino acids. NCBI's taxonomy places the organism in Eukaryota, Evosea, Eumycetozoa, Dictyosteliales, Dictyosteliaceae. The transcript is spliced from 2 exons.